This is a messenger RNA of Aspergillus fumigatus Af293, 819 nucleotides long. Its product is annotated as putative transcription factor RfeG. The coding region runs from base 1 to 819 and encodes 272 amino acids. The transcript has 3 exons. NCBI's taxonomy places the organism in Eukaryota, Fungi, Ascomycota, Eurotiomycetes, Eurotiales, Aspergillaceae. The record is from RefSeq and is a predicted model, not a curated record.
AUGACUGGACGCCAUGGAUAUGAAGGACGCCCGGAGCGUCAGAACGAGUACUUUAUCCCUGGUGAUGGAAUUAGCCGGGAAGUCAUCCAAGCAGACAUUUGCCGUUACCUUGGAAAUGAUGCACUCGUAAGACCCGGAAACCAUAAUGGUCGCCAGGGCUACUUCAUCCGUGCUUAUCGAAAUCUGACUUCUGAGAUGAUUGCUGAUCUCAAAGCGGACUCCGCUCGCUGGGAAGCAGAUGUCAUGCGUCGGGCUGACCAAGGCUAUCCAAGAGGUAGUUACAUUCACGACUACAACGUUCGUCAAGCCCCUAACGUGGUCCCAGCGCCUUACGCAGCUUCUUCUAUUCAUGAAGUGCGCCAGCAAGGAGGCCCGUCACCACCACAACCACCUAGUCAACCCUAUGUGGAUCCGUACACUCAGGCCCCGUACGGUGCAACCCAGAGCCCCCCAUACACAGCUCCAUCAUCAUAUCCUUCAAGUCAUUCGCCUUUUGCGGCAGGACAGAAUCCUUACCCUCCGCAAGUCCCUUACUCUGCUCCAGGCCAACCCCCAGUGUCUGCCGACAUGCACCCAUCAUACACCUACACGAGCAACACUGGCUACCCCUAUGAGAACGGGAGAAGUAAUGCUCCACGCUACACAGGACCUGGCUACGAAACCGAGUCGGACUAUUCCCCGGUCACCUCUGGAAUGACUUAUCCUGCCACAACAGCUCCCGAUCCCCGGAUAGGAAUGGAUCCCAGAUAUACCCCGGAGUAUGAUCGCAACAGGCCACAGGCAACAAGAGAGAGCCAGGCCCCGCGUCGAACCCGGUAG